CAUUUUGCCUCACAGUCAUUCUUUUUUGUUUACCUCAUCCGCAUGAUCCCCCAUCUCUCUCUACUCCCCAACCCCCUUACUAUAAAUAUAUUUGUGUAUAUAUACUCACUCUCCUGUACAAAUCCAUCACACCUCAAUUUCACACAAUUCUUCUUCAAAGUUCAAAACACCCUAAUUCUUGAUCAUCGAAGAAAAAGACAAUUCGAUCCAAUGGCAGUCUCCGGGUUCGAAGGGUUCGAGAAGAGAGUCGAGCUCCGAUUCUCCGGCGAUGAUCCAACCGCCGGAGAAAAAGGCCUCCGGCUGAUCGACUUCUCCAAAAUAGAGAAAGUAUUGCAUGCGGUGCAGUGCACCGUGGUGUCGGCGGUGGGAAACACGCGCUUCGACGCGUACGUGUUGUCGGAGUCGAGCCUGUUCGUGUACCCCACGAAGAUCAUCAUCAAGACAUGUGGGACCACCCAGCUCCUCAAAUCCAUCCGUCCGUUGGCGGACCACGCCGCAACGGUGGGCCUCACCUUGUGCGGGUGCAGGUACACCCGCGGCAGCUUCAUUUUCCCCCUCGCGCAGCCUCACCCCCACACCUCCUUCAACGACGAGAUUCUCUACCUCGAACAGAAUCUCCCCAACAAUCUCUCCAUCAAAAAGGCGGCCGUCCUCAAAUCCAAAUCCUCCCACAAAUGGCACGUGUUCACCGCGUGCGACGACGCUGCGGAUUACGACUCCGGUUUAUUCACGGUCGAGAUUUGCAUGACCGAGCUGGACCGGGCUCUGGCCAGGAACUUCUUCCGCCGGUUCAAGGAUGGAAAAACCGGCGACUCGGCCGGUUCGGAGAUGACGGAUGUGACCGGGUUAAGGAGCGUGAACCGGCACGCGCUCGUCUGCGACUACGCCUUCGACCCAUGCGGCUACUCGAUGAACGGGGUCGACGGGGCCCGCUACUCCACGGUCCACGUGACGCCCGAGGACGGGUUCAGCUACGCCAGCUUCGAGUCGGUCUACGUGGACCGGGAGGAGUUCAUCGAGGCGCUGCAGAAGGUGGUCAAGGUCUUCCGCCCGGCCGCGCUGUCCGUGUCGACCACGUGCGCGGCCGGGUGGGAGGUGUGGCGAGGGGUGGCAAAGGCCCUCGAGCCGCUGGGGCUGAGGGUCAGGAGCCGCGCGGCCGACGAGUUCCCGGACGCUGGGACCAUCGUGUUCCAGACGUUCGCGGCUCGUCGGAAGUAGGGCCGGGUUGUCCACGUGGCAUGGGCAGAUUAGUGGGCUUAGGUGGAAUUCUUUUUUCUUUUUGAUCAUGCAUGCUAAUUGAUGUCAUUGCAUGGAUGAUGAGAUCUCAAAUGUGGGGUUGACUUUGUCUAGAAGAGAAAUGUUGCAAAAAAGAGAAAUAGUGAUAUAAUGAAGGAUGAUGUGGGAAUGUGGUUGUAGAUGGUAUUGGGUUCAUCAUAAUAUUGCACCCCACUUGAAUAUGGCACGCCUAGAACAAUUUUUGAGAUAUGAAGUACUCAUAUUUAUAAUAGUUAGUGGGGUUGGGGGAUCUAUCAAAAGUGCUCCAAAUAUAUGUAAUUUUUUCCAUGUUUAUAUGAACUUUCUACCAUCUCUUUCUCAA
Salvia splendens (bonfire salvia) is the source of this 1597-nucleotide messenger RNA. Its product is annotated as S-adenosylmethionine decarboxylase proenzyme 4. Lineage: Eukaryota; Viridiplantae; Streptophyta; Magnoliopsida; Lamiales; Lamiaceae. Gene Ontology annotation, cellular component: cytosol. The record is from RefSeq and is a predicted model, not a curated record. Gene Ontology annotation, molecular function: adenosylmethionine decarboxylase activity. The transcript has a single exon. Gene Ontology annotation, biological process: spermine biosynthetic process; spermidine biosynthetic process. Bases 43 to 1218 code for a protein of 391 amino acids.